Molecule: messenger RNA, 2649 nt
Organism: Drosophila kikkawai
Lineage: Eukaryota; Metazoa; Arthropoda; Insecta; Diptera; Drosophilidae
Product: endoplasmic reticulum metallopeptidase 1-like
Biological process (GO): proteolysis
Molecular function (GO): metalloexopeptidase activity
Source: RefSeq, a predicted model, not a curated record
UUAACUCCCGCCGGUCAAACAAACAUGGGCCACAAGUCGGAUGAUGAGGUUUCGCUCGACACUGCAGCCGUCGAGUCUCUAUCGCUAAAAGGGGAUCUGGUUAAGAGGCAGAGACUGCCCUGGUACUAUGCUCCGUCGUUCCUGCUCCUCUGGCUGUGUCUCUUCUUUGCCAUCGUGAUUCCCCUGUACAACAGGCUACCAGAUAGGAUUACCAUCUCCGAAGAAUCUGCCAAGCCAGGAGAAUUCGUGGCUGAGCGGGCACAGAGACAGCUCUUCGUUUACGAUAGGAUCGGACAAAAAGUAACUGGCGGUUAUGCAAACGAGGUCACAACGGUUGCUUUUCUUCUGGAUGAAAUAGAAAAGAUCAAAGAGCAAAUGCUCAGGGAUCUCUAUGAAGUCGAGGUGGAUGUCCAGGCGCCUUCGGGAAGCUUUUCGUUAGGUAGUAUGGUGAGCAUGUAUCAGGGAAUCCAAAAUGUAGUCGUCAAGUUGAGCACGAAGCAAUUCCAGAGUGAGUCUUACCUCCUAAUCAACAGUCACUUUGAUUCGAAGGCAGGGAGUCCAGGUUCUGGCGAUGAUGGCACCAUGGUUGUGGUUAUGCUGGAGGUCCUACGUCAAAUGGUUAUAUCGAAGACGCCCUUUGAACAUCCAAUAGUCUUUCUGUUCAAUGGAGCUGAGGAGAUUGGUCUCCAGGGUGCUCAUGGUUUUAUCACGCAGCACAAGUGGGCAGCGAACUGCAAGAUGGUUAUAAACCUAGAAGUGGGCGGCAGUGGAGGACGGGAUCUCUUGUUUCAGAGUGGACCCAAUAAGCCUUGGCUCAUGAAGUAUUAUAAACGUUAUGCAAAGCAUCCGUUUGCCACAACAAUAGCCGAGGAGAUUUUUCAGGAAGGAAUUUUGCCAUCAGACACUGAUUUUCGAAUAUUUCGGGACUUUGGAAAUGUACCUGGCUUGGAUAUGGCCCAAACUGACAAUGGAUACGUGUACCACACAGCCUUUGAUACUUUUGACGUGGUUCCGGGAAGAUCCAUCCAGAAUACUGGGGAUAAUAUUCUAGCCCUUGUUAGGGGCUAUACGAAUGCCAGUGAAUUGUCCGAGAAGAGGAACGAUGAUGAGGGCCACGCUAUUUUCUUCGACUUUCUGGGUCUGUUUUUUGUGUAUUACACGGAGACCACUGGGAUCAUUAUGAACUGUUGCAUAGCAGUGAUCAGUCUGGUUUUGGUGGGAUGUUCUCUCUGGAGAAUGGCUCGUCAAUCGGAGAAGGUUACGAUUCCUCAGAUAACGCUUUGGUUCGUUAUUAUCCUGGGACUGCAUGUGGUAGGAGUACUUCUGUGCUUUGGUUUGCCGCUCCUCAUGGCAGUGCUCUUCGAUGCAGGGGGUCGUUCAAUGACCUACUAUUCUAGCAACUGGCUGGUGUUUGGACUCUUUAUAUGCCCAGCAUUCAUCGGUCUUGUACUUCCCUUGACCCUGUACUACACCCUGAAGCCGAAUAACAAACUAAGCCAUGGAUACCAUCUCCAAAUGAGCCUGCACUCUCACCUGGUGGUCCAGGCCCUGCUCGGUAUUAUUCUGACUGCCAUGGGAACGCGUUUUGUGUACAUAUGUCUUAUGGCAAUGAUCUUCUAUGGGGGCGCUCUUCUGAUUAAUCUGCUGAGCACUCUGCAUGAUCGCGGAAACUUUUGGGCUUUGAUUGUGAUGUGCCUUCAGGUGCUGCCGUUCUGUUACUUUUGUUACAUCUUCUAUAUACUCCUUAUAGUGUACUUUCCGAUCACAGGAAGAAAUGGCAUUGGCGCCAAUCCAGAUAUCAUGAUAGCCUUGAUAUGUGGUGGUGCCACGCUUUUUACUUUGGGAUUUAUUGCACAAUUCAUCAACGCUUUUCGCUGGCCGAAGCUUAUACUCCUAGGCCUGGGAGUGGUAGCAUUUAUUUUCAGCAUGAUUGCAGUCUCGGAUGUGGGUUUUCCGUAUCGUGCCAAGACCAAUGUGAUGCGAUUUAACUUUAUGGAUACCCAUCGCUUAUUCUACGAGUACAAUGGCACCUUGAGUCACAGUGAUUCCGGCUAUUAUUUCUCGUAUCAGGAUAGGCAUGGCUUAACUCCUCUGCAGGACUCCAAUGUUGAUCUCACGGGCAUAGUAUCUAUGGCGGAAUUCUGCGAUGACUAUGUAAUGUGUGGAGCACCUUGCUUUUAUUCUUGUGGCGGACGAAGGAAUGCUCGUUGGCUGCCUCGGGAAUCGGGUAUUCAAAUGCCCGGCGAGGUUAUCCUGAAGUUUCUAGGGAAGACCGUCUCCGAGGCAAACAACACGGUUCGAUUUGAUUUCGAACUAAGUGGACCUUCCCAAAUGAAUAUUUUUAUACAGCCCGUGGAUGAGGCUAAGGUCACAGACUGGUCCUUUCUUCAGAAUAUCCGGGAGAGAUAUCAGCCUCCUUAUCAUAUCUUCUUUUCCUACGGAAUAGAUAAUAGCCCUUUUAAGUUCUUUGUGGAACUAACGAACUCCGAUGGGAAUUACAAUGUCCCUGUCUUGGAGGUCGCAGUUGUGGGACAUUUUGCCAGUCCAGAGUAUACCAGGGAUGCGGAGGUUCUUAAGUUUAUAGCGGAAUUACCUGACUUUGUGGAUGUCAUGGAAUGGCCUGCUCAAUACAAGAGAUAUAUUUUUUAA